GACCGCACUGUAUUGGGAGAGCCGCCUCUCUCAAAAUACGUAGCAGAGAGAAGCUUCUGGAUGAUCAACUAGCUGUUCUCACCGCCAUGCUUCUCUCCGGUUCUGUUCUGCAAUCGAUGAAGGUGCUUGCCUGUAUAGCCACCACGAGGUCGAGGACAGCUGUGACCUUGACGUUGACAAAAGUAAGCUGCCAUUGCAGUUAGCCAUUCUAGGACGCCCUAAUGUUGGUAAAUCAACCUUAUUGAAUGCAUUGUUGCAAGAAGACCAUGUUCUUGUGGGUCCUGAAGCUGGUUUGACAAGAGAUUCAAUCAGAACCCAGUUUGAAUUUCAGGGAAGAACAAUUUAUCUGGUUGAUACUGCUGGUUGGUUACAGAUGCAGUCUACUCCGGGCAUUAUGCAAUCAAGGAAGAGUCUACUCCAGGCUCAUAUAAUUGCUUUGGUACUAGAUGCAGAAGAGAUUAUAAAUGCAAGACGAAGUAUGAAACAUGCUGAAGUAAUUAUAGCCAGAUGGGCAGUGGAAGAAGGACGUGGGCUGGUUGUGAUUGUGAACAAGAUGAACCUUCCAAGAGGCAAACACCAAUCGUCAUCCUAUGAGAAGGUUAUGGAAAUUGUUCCACAAGAAAUUCAGACAAUUAUACCUCAGCAGGUAAAAGGAAUCCCAGUUGUAUUCAUUUCAGCAUUGGAGGGAAGGGGCAGGACCACUGUCUUGAAUCAGGUCAUCGAAACAUAUGAAAAAUGGUGUUCAAGAUUACCUACAGCUCGUCUAAACCGUUGGUUGCAAAAGGUUAUGAGCAGGCAUUCUUGGAAAGGCCAAGCAGCACAGCCUAAGGUUAAGUAUUUCACUCAGGUCAAGGCCCGGCCACCUACAUUUGUUGCGUGACUCAACUUUCUGAUACAGACAUUAGGUUCUUAACCAAGUCCUUGAAGGAGAACUUUGAUUUGGGUGGAAUUCCUAUACGGCUCAUGCAACGUUUUGUCACUAAGAAAGAUGCCAGUGGAAGUGAAACUAGAACUAGCAAGAAUAGCCAUUCAGUAGGCAGAGUGAUUGAAAGGACUGUCUCUGACAAGAGAAGUGUCUUAGUUGAAUAACAAAUUUGACUUCUCAUUGAAGGGCAUGAGCAUCACUCCGCAAAAUUUGCUUAAACGAGUUUAGAGUAAUUUAAUUAUAAUUUUGUUCUCACUUCAAUUCAAAUGAACAACAAGAUUCACUCUUUUUGUUUUGUACGUUUAAUAUUUUGUAGGACAUAGUAUUUGGAAACAACUGAACAUGGAUCAGGGUUCUCUUAAGGAAUAAUUAUACUCAUUCAUCUUAAUUUUUUACCACUCA
This is a messenger RNA of Glycine soja, 1327 nucleotides long. Its product is annotated as GTPase Der-like. Gene Ontology annotation, molecular function: GTP binding; GTPase activity. NCBI's taxonomy places the organism in Eukaryota, Viridiplantae, Streptophyta, Magnoliopsida, Fabales, Fabaceae. The record is from RefSeq and is a predicted model, not a curated record. The coding region runs from base 374 to 880 and encodes 168 amino acids. The transcript has 6 exons.